UGUAAUUCCGUUCAUCGGUCUGACUUUUAUAUGGAAAGAAAGACAACGUGGAACAAAAGAAGGAAUUUGCAGUCACCCAUUACACUUCUGCCCUCCAAAAUCUGAAGCAAUGGCCAGCGUGAGAUCGGGCUCACCUCCUCCGUCGUCACCUCCCUCAGCCUCCAAUUCCGAGAACUCCGCCACCAGCCCCACCACCUCUCACACACAGAAGCCCCAGGUUGAGGGAGCAACGAAUAAUGGAGGAACUCUUACUGUGGACGAGAAAGAACCUGACUUGCCGGAGAACUUCGAGUAUCUUGACAGCACAGAAUACAUUGAGAGGUUCAAGAAAUAUGAAGCUGACUAUACUUGUCGGCUAAUGGCAAAAUACUUCUCAAAGAAGAAUCUUUAUGGUGGCAACAUUUAUGAUGGGGAUAUAACAAUUGAUGAUGAGGUCAUAAAGUCAAGCAGGUGGCCUUGCACUCGAUCAUAUGCAGACCCUGUGCAGGGUUUCGAAGAUCAAAGAAGCAGAGGUUCAGCUUAUUCAGAUGAAUCCCCAACCACUAUCUCCAAUGGGAAGCACCCUUUGAAGAAGAAUGGCUAACGAUAGAUCUGUUUCCCUUAUUCCCAGCCAUUUUGACCUACCUAUAUGGUAUUGUGUAUGCUUGAAUGCAUGUUGUGGACGAAAGAACCUACCGGCGGAAAUGAACCACAACUUUGCCUCAGACUCCCACUUAAUGUAAGCAAUGUACACAGUUAUGCAAUUAUCAAUCCAUUUGCUUCCAGAAA
Molecule: messenger RNA, 768 nt
Organism: Carya illinoinensis
Lineage: Eukaryota; Viridiplantae; Streptophyta; Magnoliopsida; Fagales; Juglandaceae
Exons: 5
Coding region: 110-583 (157 amino acids)
Source: RefSeq, a predicted model, not a curated record